Suncus etruscus (white-toothed pygmy shrew) is the source of this 945-nucleotide messenger RNA. Its product is annotated as olfactory receptor 4F15-like. Gene Ontology annotation, cellular component: membrane. The coding region runs from base 7 to 945 and encodes 312 amino acids. Gene Ontology annotation, molecular function: olfactory receptor activity; G protein-coupled receptor activity. Gene Ontology annotation, biological process: G protein-coupled receptor signaling pathway. The record is from RefSeq and is a predicted model, not a curated record. The transcript has a single exon. Lineage: Eukaryota; Metazoa; Chordata; Mammalia; Eulipotyphla; Soricidae.
GAGGCAAUGGAUACAAACAAUUACUCCAUAGUAUCAGAGUUUGUGUUCCUGGGAUUCACAAAUUCAUGGGAGAUUCAACUUCCCCUUUUUGUAUUCUCUUUUUUGUUCUACUUUGCAAGUAUGAUGGGAAACUUUGUCAUUGUGUUCACUGUCACCUUGGAUGAUCAUCUGCACACCCCCAUGUACUUCCUUCUUGCUAACCUCUCAGUCAUUGAUAUGCAAUUUUGUUCAAUCACAGCCCCUAAAAUGAUUAGUGAUAUUUUCAAGAAGCACAAAACCAUCACCUUUUGUGGAUGUCUUACACAGAUCUUCUUUAGCCAUGCCGUUGGUGGCACUGAAAUGGUGCUGCUCAUAGCAAUGGCUUUUGACAGAUAUGUGGCUAUUUGUAAGCCUCUCCAUUACCUAACGAUUAUGAGUCCUCGAACAUGUCUAUACUUUUUACUCACCUCCUGGGUCAUUGGUCUCCUUCAUUCAUUGGUUCAAUUAGUUUUUGUGGUAGAUUUGCCUUUUUGUGGCCCUAACAUAUUAGACAGCUUUUACUGUGAUCUUCCCCGGCUACUCAGACUUGCCUGCAUAGACACUCAAAAACUACAGUUCAUGGUCACUAUCAAUAGUGGAUUCAUUUCUGUGGGUUCUUUCAUCUUGUUGGUCAUUUCCUACAUCUUCAUUCUGUUCACUGUUUGGAAUCAUUCUUUUAGUGGUUUAUCCAAGGCCCUUUCCACUUUGUCAGCUCAUAUUACCGUCGUGGUUUUGUUCUUUGGACCACUGAUGUUUUUCUAUACGUGGCCUUAUCCCACAUCACACCUGGAUAAAUAUCUUGCUAUUUUUGAUGCAUUUAUCACUCCUUUUCUGAAUCCUGUCAUCUACACAUUCAGGAACAAGGAGAUGAAAGUGUCAAUAAGCAGACUCUAUAGUCAUUUUAUGCAUCUCAGGAAGAUUUCCUAA